CCACUGACACAGCCGCGCACACAGCAGCUCAGUAUUGGAGAAUAUAGCUUUCUGAAUAAACGUCUUCCAGCAGGAACACCAUAACAUCACAUUAUUACAUUCAUCACUCAUCAUUUCGCAUCUGGACGUUGAUGAAUUUGCCGAAUCGGUUACCGUAGCGGUCCAAACGAUCGUUAUUGACAUUACUUCCAUCCCUCUCGCAUCCAAAGGCUGAUAUACGCUACAAGAUGGCUGAGCUGAAUUUGGGGAAGGGGCUGACUGCAGGGAAAGUGGCCAGCAACGUGCAGAAAAAACUAACCAGAGCCCAGGAAAAGGUUCUCCAGAAGCUUGGCAAAGCAGAUGAAACCAAAGACGUUGCCUUCGAGGAGGGAGUCAUCAACUUCAACAAACAAUAUGCUGAAGGCAGCAAACUGCAGAGAGACCUGAGGGCCUACCUGGAGGCAGUGAAAGCCAUGCAUGAGUCCUCCAAGAACCUGCAGGCGUGCCUGGCCGAUAUGUAUGAGCCAGAGUGGGAAGGCAAGAAGGAGGUGGAUUCCAUCGUAGAGGACUGUGAUGUGCUGUGGACUGACUACCACCAGAAGCUGGUGGAUCAUGCUCUUAUCUCCAUGGACACAUACCUGGGGCAGUUCCCUGACAUCAAGGCUCGUAUAGCCAAGAGGGACAGGAAGUUGGUCGAUUUCGACAGUGCCAGGCACAACUAUGCUGCCACACACAAGACAAAGAAAAAGGAUGGGGGAAUCAAAAUUACCAAGCCCUCCUCUCUGUUGGAGCGGGCCACUCCAGGUUGGGCCCAGGGUAUCCUGUCUGCUCACAACGUUGCCCAGAGCAGUCUGUCCAGGAGCCAGGCAGAGGAGGAAUUGGAGAGAGCCCAGAAGGUGUUUGAGGAGAUUAAUAUUGACUUGCAAGAGGAGUUGCCUUCACUCUGGAACAGUCGUGUUGGGUUUUAUGUCAGCACCUUCCAGAGUUUGGCUGGAUUCGAGGAGAAGUUCCACAAGGAAAUGAGCCGGUUGGACCAGGAUCUCAAUGACGUCUUGUUGAAUUUGGAGCAAUCAGACACAACAGACAGAAAGACAGGUAACCGCGGUGCCUCAUCAUCAGGAGCGGGCAGGAGUGGCAAAGAGGCAUCUAAUCACACUCUCAGGCCAGGAGGUCCACCCCCCAUCCCCAAGUCUCCAUCCAAGCUGAAGCCAGCAGUGCCUCCUCCUCCCAAGGUGACCCCCUCUAAGGAGCUGAAGACAGAAAACAUCAUUAACCUGUUUGAUGCUGCUACGCCUGACAUCAGCGUCACCUCCCCUACACAGUUUGACAGUCCUGCAGUGAGCAACCUAUUGGAUAUGGACCUGGACUCUCUCAGUGCAGCAACCAAACCCUCCACGGCAGCACAGCCUGCAAACUGGGACUCAUGGCCUGAGGACAGUGAUGCUCAGGAAGAGAACCAGCAGCCCCCUCAGCAGCACUAUGACCCCGUAGCUGCUGCAGCAGAAGGCUGGGGGGAUGAUGGCUCGCAGCCUGUCCGCUACGACCCAGUAGCUGCUGCCACAGAAGGCUGGGGAGAUGACGGAAGCCAGCCAGUUCGCUAUGACCCCAUAUCUGUAGCCAAUGACGGUUGGGGGGAUGAUGGGAGCCAGUCAGUUUCUCACGACCCUGUGGCUACAGCCCAGGAGGGCUGGGGUGAUGAUGGCAGUCUUCCAGUUAAAGAAGAAAUUCCCCCCACGGAAGAUGAAACACCUGCUGCUGAGGCUCCCACCGAGGCCACUGAGGAAGAAGCCCCCCCAGCUGAAGCUCCGUUGGAAAAUGAAGAGGGUCAGGGUGACACCACACCAGCUGAUGCUGCAACUGUGGAUGAAGCAGCAACAGAGGAAACGCCUGCCGUAGCGGCAGAAUCAACUGAAGUAGCAUCAGAGCCACAAGAAAUGCCCCCCAGCUUCAUGUUUAAGGUCCAGGUGAUGCAUGACUAUGCUGCCAAUGACUCAGAUGAGCUGGAGAUGAAGGCUGGAGAUGUUGUGCUAGUGAUUCCAUUUGAUAACCCUGACGAACAGGAUGAGGGCUGGCUGAUGGGGAUGAAGGAGGAUGACUGGCUUCAGAACAAAGAAAACUCCAUUAAAGGGGUAUUCCCUGAAAACUUCACCCAGAGGCUGUGAAAAAGGAGGAGAGAACAUCAUUCCAUCUUCCUUCUUUCUCUCUCUUCUCUCUCUUCUUCCUUUCUUCUCUUGCCCUGAUAUAUCUUUAUUAGGACUUUGGCCAUAGAAGCAGAGCUGUCACUAGCCCUGGUUGAAUUCAUGCAUCUCUAAGGUCUGCUACAUUGUGCUAAAAGUGGAUCUUGGCAUUCCAGUUGAUUUCCGCAACAUUAAUUAAUAAAAUUACAGAUGUAGCCAUUGUACGGGUCCCACUUUUUACUGGUUUGCUGCACUACUGCUGCAUUGUUGCUGCUCCACUCCUAACAAGAGGACUUUAUUAGAAAAUCCUGAUACUACAGGAUAGAUGCAGGGAUGGGGUACUUCUGCAAUGGCUACUGCUGUAGUUAUGUUCUAAUAUUUUGGCAUUAGUGAUUUUUUUUAUCAUGAAUUCGCAGAGACAUUCCACCAACCUUCAUCAGAGAAAAUGUCAAAUUCCAUUUGUUUUUGUCAUUUUGAUGGUGACAGACUAAAAACACGAUGUACAAUUACUAACCCAAUGCCAAGUGUAGCAGAGUAGCCCUUAUAAACAUAUGAGCCCUGAAAUCCCUUUUGUUUAUGAGGGAUAGCGGGCAUAAUUACUAACACCAGACAAACAGUAGAGCACAUAAAGUGAGUAGAAAGUACUCCUUUGUGCUACUGCCCACUCUAGAAACAUUUAUCCAGUAGAUCAAGCCACUUUUAAAAGCCAUUCAGUACCAAAUCAGUAAAUCAGGCCAACAGCAGUAUCCACCAUUCGCUCUGGAAUAUACACCCACAAGUUACCAGCUGAGCAGCAUUAAAACACUGAAGCAGUUUAGAAAUAAGAUGCAGUUGCCCUGAGAGAAAGGAUCUGGAUUUAGCACGAUUUUCUCACUCAUGAUUAUAUUUUUGAAGAAGGUGUGGAAAGCGGAUUUGCAGAUUGCAGCUUCACCCCAAAUAAAUCAUUAAAAGGUCUUCAUUCCACAGCAUCCGUUUUGAAUACUUGAGGUGGGAAACCCUACCUGGAAGAGUGACGAAAGUGUCAAUAUAUCAUGUUUGCUAGCAGUCUUGGAAACAACAGCUGCAGCAAACCUGCUGUCUAGCCUAGCUACACAGGUUGUCAGCCAAAUAUAUGACCUUAAAUUUAUUGCCUUAAAUAUCCUUUGGGAUUUUUGAGAUGAGUGUUUGUCUGAUGCCUGAUGUUGGCAUGAUGUUGCUCCUCCAGGUGGACUUUCCCACUUCAAGUGUAGCUGAAGUUUAAAACAGCUGCUGUGGGAAUGAGGUGCAUCCAGAAGUAACAUAUGUUGGUCACGUUUCUAAGUUUUUGCAUUGGUCAUACGGUUUUAUUAACAAGUGGAGUGCAGAUGAAGGUAAUCUCAUGGACGACAUCUGUAUAAUGGCUUUAUUGCUCUCACACCAUUGCUUCCUGAAAAAUACCAACAAAGAAUAGAUUCAGAGUGGAGGCACUGCUACACUGGCUGCCGUUGUUUGAGACACAUAAAUCACAUCAGCAGCCUGGUAUUUAAAUGAUACAGUUUUCUAGAGUCUGAUUUUUGCUGAUGUCUUCAGGCAGGAAAACCUGUCAGAUGAUUUAAUUUAGAUGUAGAGUUAAACGUUCUCCUGAACCUCUACUAUCCCUGUGCUGUGUUGGUGACAGGAUGGUCAGGUAUAGUGCUUGUUCCCCUGACAGUUGUGCUGAUCUACAGUCUAGUUAGUCCUGGGUUUGUCAGACUGGUGAAUAUCCUGCUAACACAAUGCGUUUGCCUUUUGGUCCCUUAGUCCUUUUUUAAAUGUUUACUUGUGAAAUCUGAGUCUUUACUUGUCGUCUUAGUUUAGAUUUUAUGGAGGUUUGAAUUCUACAAAUCGCUGGUUCAAAUCCAAAUGUAUUCAUAUGCAGUUAAUUGGUCUUCUGACACCAACCUCGUCAAAAGGCUUACCAGAAUCCAAGAAUCCGAUGUAAAAAUCCUUACAGAAUCCACACAGAAACAAGCUUUUAAAGUCCUUUGAAUGGAGCAACAGGAUUGAUUGCUAGGAUAGGACAGUCUGGCAGGAUUUUUUAAAAAUUUUUUUUAUUCUUUUAUGGUUUAAAUUGAAGUCCUGUUUGAUUUGCUUGGACUGGGAAUGUACAUGUAUUUAUUUAUUUAUUUAUUUAUUCAUUUAUUUUUGUCAAGGGAUACUCUUAUGCAUUAGCCAGCCUAGCCGACAAAGCUAGACAAGAGACUACAACAAUGAACAGCUGCUAAUGACAAUACCAUAGCUAGGCAGAUAAACCGUGACAUCCUAUUCUAAUCACAUACACAACAACUGAGCCAGACUCAUUCAUUUUAAAGAAGUGUGCCGAAAAUGUCUCCUGUUUGCAUAGAGAUGACUUAACUUAAAUCCAGAUGUUUCAGAAUAUGCACCAGAGCAACUCCUUUUAUUUUUGUAUGCUGCCAAGCAAUGAUUAUAUAUAACCUAAUGUAACUUAUGUCAGUAUAAUUGCCAACUGAUGUUAUGGAGUGUUUUGUACCCCUGUCAGGUUUGUUGCUCUCAACAUAGUCACAUAGGUAGUUCAAACUGACUUCACACCUGCAUUCAUGUGUUCAUUCAAUCAAUCAUUCACUCAGAAGAGAUUCAUAUUUGAGAUUCAUGAUUACAUGUUAUUCAGAUGUAAUAAGUAUGUGAGUGUGUGUGUGUGUGUGUGUGUGUGUGUGUGUGUGUGUGUGUGUGCGUGCGUGCGUGUGGGUGUGCGUGUGUGAAUAAGUUGCCUGAGAGAAAUAAAUUAUUUAUCUAUGGGCUAUUGUUAUUGGACGAUAUCACCGCCACCCACUUGGGGAUGAUCGUCCACUUUACAGGAAGCUUUUCUGAUUGGAUAAAGACAACUCAGAUGUAUCCGGGUCUUUUUCCACUGGCUGGUAUUACGGUUCCAGGUGUUAUUGUGCAUUUGUUGUGUAUAAGUGUAAUUUUGCAAAUCUGUGAUGACAGAUACAUAUUCUAUAAAGACAUUCAUAUCUGUAUGUGAGUUACUGUGAGCAUGCUGACUUCCCAUGUGUUGUUGUGUGAACACCCUUAAUUUGAGACAAUGAUACUUUGGUGACUUUUUGAGGCAAGAGGAACAGACAAUAUUGGUUUUUACAAUCAUAUUAUAGAUUUGGUAUUAAAGUAGUAGUAUUUUUCUUUUUUAACCUGUUAAGGUAGAUGGUGUCCAGUUGCAUAUUUUCUCCCCCAUUCUCCAUCAAAUCUGUUUUCAUUUGCCAGCCAAAUUGUCCACCUGCCUUGCCUCAAAAUGUUGCCUAUCUAUCAUGGCCCUUACUCUGUUAUUAAACAUGAUGAAAUGGAGACAGGACACAUAAAGACAGAUUUCAAACUAACAGACUCGGGUAUUUCCACAAAAAGUUUCCAGUGUUUGAACCACUUAAGGUGCACACAACUUAAUCUCCAUUGCAUCUGAAAAGCCUCACAUUUGGGAACACCACCUGAGCAUUUAGAUCAAACGAGCAGCUCUCACAUUGUUUUCAAAUAUUUGAAACUUGGUGUCGGUUUUACCUGGGUCUGGCUCUCUACUCGUCUUCAUGGAAAAGUCUCCUGAGAUAAACAAUGGAAUAAGACGAAAAAGUUUUUCCUGUACCUAACUGACCGAUAACAAUAAAGAUGAUUUAGAAUCUCUU
Molecule: messenger RNA, 5782 nt
Organism: Myripristis murdjan (pinecone soldierfish)
Lineage: Eukaryota; Metazoa; Chordata; Actinopteri; Holocentriformes; Holocentridae
Gene: bin1a
Product: bridging integrator 1a
Exons: 20
Coding region: 228-2141 (637 amino acids)
Cellular component (GO): plasma membrane; synaptic vesicle; cytoplasm
Molecular function (GO): phospholipid binding; tau protein binding
Source: RefSeq, a predicted model, not a curated record